AUGACACUUCCUAAACGAGCAUUCCUACAGGUUGCCCAAUACAAAGGCAAAGAACCCGAGCCAACUAGCACAAUGCGGUUUCCGAGCCCACAGAUCAUUGGUUUCAAUCCUUCACUUGUGCGCAUGUAUUAUUUUCUGGCGACACGCCACGGGCUGAUCAUCUCCACUCGCCAACCGGUCAUCCGCGCCAAUAUUACAUUGGUGUCAAUGAAGAAAUCACAGCUACACGCACUAUUUUACCUCUCUCUAAGCAUCUUGUUUGGUACCGUCUUUGGACAGGAUGAUCUUGGCAAAAUGAACGGCUUUGCGUUUUUCGAGACAUCCCACUUCAGGGCUCGGUUCAUGCGGGACGCUCAGGUUUUGGCAUCUUUAAACCCCAUUGGAGACGACUUUGACUUUCUUCCUUUUGACAUUUUGGAAAAUCGAUCCCGUAAUGGACAAUAUCAUUGGGGCGAUAUUACCUAUCGAUAUCGCGCUCAAGGCGACAACACUUGGAUGCAGAACCAUAUAUCGAUGAGCAUUGCCAUUCCAUCCCCAGUGUUCGUAUUUCACCUCAGUGUUCUACAUUUCACAAUAACAAACCUACCCGGACUCAAUUACAAUGGUUGGCGUUCUAGUUCUGAAGCCCUUUCCGCCUCCGGCCAUCUUAGUUCACCCAGCAGAGUUCCUGAGUCUCCGUCCUCGGAGAAGAAUGCUCACUUAGCUGCUGGUCGCAAUCAGUCCCCGGCCCCCCUCUCAUUCUCAUCCGUCGCCCUGACUGCCAUCCUGCGAUGCCCAGAAAACGCUCACGCCAAGACUGAGGAACUCGACAUACUCGAUGAUGCUACGUCGGAGGCCAAUAUCAGUCACUCCUCUGGCGACAUGUCUGAAGAGCGGUCGACAUCCGCUGAUAGUCAGUGGGUGUCUUCUCGCACCCAUAAAUUCGACAUCGAUCUCUCCAAUGCAUACCGCUAUCAGAAACCAAAAACUUCAUUCAAUAUCAAAUCAGUUCUAUGGCUCAUCUUCCAGUUCCACACCUGA
Colletotrichum lupini is the source of this 1020-nucleotide messenger RNA. RefSeq lists its product as uncharacterized. The record is from RefSeq and is a predicted model, not a curated record. NCBI's taxonomy places the organism in Eukaryota, Fungi, Ascomycota, Sordariomycetes, Glomerellales, Glomerellaceae. The coding region runs from base 1 to 1020 and encodes 339 amino acids. The transcript has 7 exons.